This is a messenger RNA of Zea mays, 1437 nucleotides long. Its product is annotated as xyloglucan endotransglucosylase/hydrolase protein 24. The coding region runs from base 121 to 1125 and encodes 334 amino acids. Gene Ontology annotation, cellular component: cell wall; apoplast. NCBI's taxonomy places the organism in Eukaryota, Viridiplantae, Streptophyta, Magnoliopsida, Poales, Poaceae. Gene Ontology annotation, biological process: cell wall biogenesis; xyloglucan metabolic process. The transcript is spliced from 3 exons. The record is from RefSeq and is a predicted model, not a curated record. Gene Ontology annotation, molecular function: xyloglucan:xyloglucosyl transferase activity; hydrolase activity, hydrolyzing O-glycosyl compounds.
ACAGACCUCUGACCUCUCCACACUGCGUGGGAUACUGGGAUCGGAGCUAGCUAGCUAGAGGCCGCCACGCCAGUUAUAGUUUCCAAGCAAGCUCGUAACCUAGCUACUAGCUAGCUAGCCAUGGCUGCAUUGCUUUGCAGCCCCAACAAGCUCCGGCGAAGCGUACUUCUCGUCGGCGUAGCGCUGAUGCUAGGGAUGCACCUGAGCGCGGCGACCAUGGACAAGGACAUCGAGCUCAUCUGGGGCGCAAGCCACACCUACUUCUUCAUGGACGGCGAGACCGAGUCGCUGGCGCUGUCCCUGGACGACCAGCAGGGCUCCUGCUUCCGGUCCAAGGACAUGUACCUCUACGGCACCAUCAGCAUGGAGAUCAAGCUCGUCGAUGGCAACUCCGCCGGCGUGGUCGCCACAGCCUACACGAUCUCCGAAGGCCCCUGGUCGUAUCACGACGAGAUCGACCUGGAGUUCCUCGGCAACGAAACCGGGCAGCCAAUCACGCUCCACACCAACAUCUUCGUCAACGGCGUCGGCGGCCGGGAGCAGCAGUUCUACCUCCCGUUCGACCCCGCCGCCGACUACCACACCUACACCAUCGAGUGGAACCCCAAGUACAUCCUGGCCAUGCACACGCACUAUCAUUCCGAUGAGAGAUCUGCAGGAUCAAAGUGGACGGGAAGGCGAUCCGCGCGUUCAAGAACUACGAGGAGUACGGCGUGGCGUUCCCGACGUGGCAGCAGCAGCGGGUGUACGGCAGCCUGUGGGACGCGGACGAGUGGGCGACGCAGGGCGGGCGCGUCAAGACCGACUGGUCGGAGGCGCCCUUCGUCGCCUACUACCGGAACUACACCUUCGCCUGGUGCCAGCCGUCGCCCGGCGUGUCGUGGUGCGGCGCCGAGCCCAAGGACUCGGCGCGCUUCGACCUGGACCAGCGGACGCUGGACGACCUGCGGGCGGCGAGCGACCAGUACAUGGUCUACGACUACUGCUCCGACCACAAGAGGUUCAACGAGUCCGAGUUCCCCACAGAAUGCUCGCUGCAACGACAGGGGAUAUGAUGGAUCGAUCGAUCGAUCGCGCGCGUGCGCGUUUGCUUUGUUGGUGACCAGGGCCAAUUCAUCUGUUUGACAGCGAGCUCGAUUUUCCGCUGAUCGAUCACUACUAGGUUUUGUACAUCUGAUGAGCACAGGAACGAGUGUAGUACAGUUUUGAUUCUUUAUUAGAGAUCGGUGAUGAGUUGCUGUUAUGCUCUUCUCCGAUCCGGCGGCUGCUUCACUAGCUUGCUUCUCGGGUCAGAAUUAUCAUGGUCGUUUCUCUGACAGAGUGGUGCUUUUGUUUUAGCAUUGGUUCGUCGUCAUCAUGUAAUAAAACCCAAUGGAUAGCAUCCACAUUUUAUUGUUCCGAUUCCGAGAAAUUAAACUCUAUUAUUGCUGAUGAAUA